Messenger RNA from Daucus carota subsp. sativus, 2140 nucleotides. Its product is annotated as putative F-box/FBD/LRR-repeat protein At4g13965. The record is from RefSeq and is a predicted model, not a curated record. NCBI's taxonomy places the organism in Eukaryota, Viridiplantae, Streptophyta, Magnoliopsida, Apiales, Apiaceae. The coding region runs from base 92 to 1972 and encodes 626 amino acids. Gene Ontology annotation, molecular function: protein binding. The transcript is spliced from 3 exons.
GUUUUGCUUUUGAGGUUCGGGUUGGGUAAAACUGCGAGGGAGUAUUUUAUUACAGGUCUCUGGAGGGGUUAGGGUCCGACACUUGUAGCAAAUGGGGUCUCCGCAAGCUAAGAGGAAGAGGGUUUAUGAAGAUGAAGACGAAGACAAGCUGAGCAAACUCCCUGAUGACGUGAUUCACAGGAUACUCUCAUUUCUUGAUGCAAAACAAGCCGUUCAAACCAGCGUUCUCUCGACACGGUGGAGGUUUGUGUGGACUACUCUUCCUAUUCUCAAUUUCGGUCAGUAUCAACACUCUUCCCCUGAAAACACAUAUAACUUUAUUCGCCAUGUCUUGUUUAACCGAAACCACCAGGCCCCUGUUUCCGAGUUAAUGUUAUGUAGUGCCCAGAGCAUACCCUCGGACUCUUUAGUUGAACAGUUUGUUGAUUACGCAAUCUCGCACAAUGUAGAGUGCUUGAAUCUUAAGCUAUUCUAUUUUCAUACCUCAUUUAAGCUGUCGAGGUUGAGCUCUAGCUCGUUAAAGAAACUCACGUUACAAGUCAGACUUGCUGAAGUUGGAUCUCAGUCUGAACCCGAGUGCUGGAAUUUACCUGCUUUAACACAUCUCAGCUUGGGGCUCCCAAGAGGGAAUUUUACCAAACAGGGUUUGUUUUUGAAUGUCUUUGAUAAGUUACCAGGAUCAUGUUUGACCUGCUUGCCUGCAUUGCGGAGUCUUAAUCUUGAGGGUUGGGAUCUGAAACUAUCGUCUUUUGCGUUUAAUUUGCCUCAUUUAACAACCCUCCGUUUGACUGGGUGUAGAAACCUGCCCGAGAUAAUUUGGAACUUUCCAGCUUUAUUAAGUCUAGAAUUAGAUGGUGUGGAUCUUCCCAAGAAUAUCAAUUGCAUAUUCACUACACUUGUUAAUCUACAAAAUCUCAAAUUAUGCUUAACAAGGUCGUCCAUGGAACAACAACAUUCAAUAUCAUGUCCUCAACUGCUGAACUUGAAUAUUGUGAUGCUGUCCUAUGAUCCCCUUUAUGGUAACAUCAAGGUUUUGGCACCAAAACUUCGCAAUUUCAGUUGUGUUGGUAUACUAUCAAUUACGUUGGAAGUUCCUGAGUUGGAGACUGUUAAUAUAGAGUCACUCAUUUGGUUAAGCAGAGAGGAUUGGAUUUAUAGGAAGAAACUAUGUUGUCUAUUAAUAGAUAUGCUUUCAGCACUUGGUAAUGCGAAGUAUCUUACUCUCAACUUGAAUAGCAUUGAGGCACUCUCUGCAACAGAUUUUCUUGCAAGCUUACCUUCUCCAUUUUAUAACUUAGAGUUUGUGAAGCUACCACCAGAAUAUGAAGAAUCAAGAAUUUCUGGUGCUCUGAGAUCCUACCUACUUGGUGGCUCUCCAAAAGCCACCAUUGUCACAACAUUGCCUCUGAACAAAGUGAAUUUUCAAGCAGUGCCAGUCUCUGUGACAUCCCGAAAGGGUGAUGAGCACUACACAACUCAAAGCGAUGUGAAAAUUGGAGUAUAUGCUGACAGGGUGAGACAGAUUGGCUGUCCAGAGAUAAGCAAUGUUCGGGCUAGCUCUUCCAGAAAUAGUGAUUCGGGCUUAUGGCAUGGCCAUGAAGUUAACUUAGAGUUUGUAGGCCUCCUUGAUAUUAUCAUGAAAAAUUACCCACAGACUUUCGAGCACUCCACAGCCAAAAGCGAGAGGUUCCAUACAAUGAUGUUGAAUAUGUUGUGCACCUCAGUGACUGAGUUUCUCAGAACCUCAAUGGCUGACUUCAACGUUGAUAUUAUUAGCAAGUACAAAGAUCUAUUUGCUGAUCUGCAGAGAUGGGGAUUUCAGUUAGUUUGGCUGCUGAGCCAUCUAAACAAUAUUGAACAACUUCUGGUCUCACCGCAUGAGCUCCACACAACUGACUCUUGCGUGGACGAUGCCAAAAGUAAAUUACAAGAGCUGCAGGCUUAUUGUUUGGAGAAGAUAACAGAAAUCUAGAAAGCUUCUGGCUAGUCCUGUAUUUCUGUCGUUAUAAGACCUUAUGCUGGUCACUUAUUAUGCAAGUGUUACUUAUACAUAUUUUGUCUCCUGCUGUCUAACCUUUUGAAUUUUGAAUUGUGUUGGAAAAGCACAUAUGGCGUAUGGUGUUGCCGUAUUGAUGUUAAA